Molecule: messenger RNA, 3612 nt
Organism: Equus quagga
Lineage: Eukaryota; Metazoa; Chordata; Mammalia; Perissodactyla; Equidae
Gene: CX3CL1
Product: C-X3-C motif chemokine ligand 1
Exons: 3
Coding region: 22-1563 (513 amino acids)
Biological process (GO): lymphocyte chemotaxis; cellular response to type II interferon; positive regulation of ERK1 and ERK2 cascade
Cellular component (GO): extracellular region
Molecular function (GO): chemokine activity; CCR chemokine receptor binding
Source: RefSeq, a predicted model, not a curated record
CGUACCUCGCCAGGGGCCCUCAUGCAGAGCCAGCCCCAGCUCUGUUCCUUGGCAACAUCCAAGGCUUCCUUGCUCUUCCCCCCGCCCCCCUGCCUGCGGGGGCGGGCGGGAGGCGGAGGCAGCCUGGAGCCCAUUAUAGAAAAGGGCCGCUCAGGCGGGAGGCGAAGCGGCAUCCGCAUCGCUGAGCUCCAGCAAACACACCAGACCGGUUGCCUGCCCUGGCACCGCCUGGACCCCCGCCUGCCUGCAACCAUGGCUCCUGGCUCUCUCUCCUGGCUGCUUAGCUGGGCUGCCCUCUGCCAUCUGACCAUGCUCCUGGCCGGGGCCUCUGUGGGCUCAGGGCAGCAACAUGGUGUGAAGAAAUGCAUCUUCACGUGCAACAAGAUGACCUCGGAGAUCCCCCUGCAUCGUCUGGUCCGCUAUCAACGAAAUCAGGAGUCGUGUGACAAACCUGCCAUCAUCUUCGAGACCAAGGGGCACAGAAAUAUUUGUGCCGACCCAAAGGAGAGUUGGGUUCAGGCAGCCAUGGAACAUCUAGAUCGCCAGGCUGCUGUUACGACUCAAAACGGCGGCACAUUCGAGAAGCAAAUCGGCCUGAGUGAGCCUAGGACCGCCCCGGUCACCAGGGGAGUGGACAGGUCUGCGGUCUCAGAGCCCAAAGCCACAGAGGAAAGCAGUAGCCAGGAGGCACAGAGGGCCUUGGGGACUUCCCCAGAGCUGCUGAUGGGAGUGGCUGGUUCCUGGGGGACCACGUCCCUCUCCACUUCAAAGCCUCCGGAUGGAGGGGCUCCAGCUGGACCCAAGAAAACUGAGCUGCUCAACACAGCUGCUGUCACCACCGCCGCAUCUUGGCAGAGUUCUGCUGCCUCCCAACCUGAGUCAGGCCUCUGGGCUGAGGGAAAGUCCUCUGAGGGCCCCUCCACACAGGCCCCCCCCACCCCGCCCCCCCCCACCCCGCCCCCCUCCCCCCAGACCCCCCCCACCCCCUCCACCCAGGCCCCCUCCACCCAGACCCUCCCCACCCAGGCCCCCUCCACCCAGACCCUCUCUACCCAGGCUCCCACCGUUUCACACACAGCCCAGGAGGACAGUGUUGGACCUGAAGGCCAAUCCAUGCUGGUCAAGAGACAGAAUCUCAUGCCAGAGAACUCUCUAGGGUCCAUGGAGAUGGAUCCCAUUUCAGCUCACACGGAUGCUUUCAGGGGGCCUGGAAGCAUGCCCCAUGUCUCCUUGACGCCUGUCUUCUCUGAUGGGGCCCCCAGCAGGGAGCCAAUGGCCUCAGGCAGCUGGGCCCCCAAGGCCAAGGAGCCCAUCCAUGCCACCGUGGACCCCCAAAGGCUAGGCAUCAUCAUCACUCCUGUCCCCGACUCCCAGGCGGCCACUCGGAGGCAGGCAGUCGGGCUGCUGGCCUUCCUUGGCCUCCUCUUCUGCCUGGGGGUGGCCAUGUUUGCCUACCAGAGUUUCCAGAGCUGCCCCCACAAGCUAGUGGGGGACGUGGUGGAAAGGCUUCAUUACAUCCCCCGGAGCUGUGCCAGUAACUCGUACGUCCUGGUGCCGGUGUGAGCGGCCUGCCCGCCUGCCUGCAUCUAGUCGUUCAACUCAGACACUGCCUGGCGUUCCCCGUCCUCACUCACCCCCCGGGCCUGGCCUGAGCUGCGAUGACCAGAGCAAGGAGGCGGGAUCCUCCAAGUGGGACUGCCCCCGACUCCCAGGCAUACCCCAGGAGGCCACCCUUGACCAUUUGUGACCUACUGGGGACAGAGGAGUGGCCUCCACAACUCAUAUCAGUGUCCCCAAGUCAGAAAACUUUCCUCUGCUGCUGACCGGUUAGAGAUUCUCUUAAACACCGUCCCAGCCCCAGUGAACAAUUAUUUAUUGAACGCCCAGCCCCUCUGGCCCGUGACCCCAUGUGGGUACCAUGGUCAUCUCAUCUCACAACCGAGCCUCAGGCCAGGCCCCUUCCUCCCACUCCCUCAGACCUCAUCGUGUCUCUUGGCCCUGCUGCAGUCGCCAGUCACCCCGGCCACCUGCGGUGCUAGCCCCCUUCCCCUGUACAGAGCCCACGUCCAGCCGGGGACCUGUGUUUUCCUGCACCAGGCUAGCGUGGUGUUUCCUGCGACAGUUCCCAGGAAGGGCUCUGCCCUGAGUUAGGCAUCGUGGGAAGUGGAGAUGGAGUUACCCGGUGGCUUUGAUUUUUUCGCUCCUCUGUCUAUGCUGUGCAGUGGAGGAACGUCGACUAUGUGUGUGAAGGCUGGGGUUCUAGUCCCAGGUCCACCACCAACCCGACAAAGCAUUCAGACCACUGGCUUCCCAUCUGAGAAAGGGAAGAGGGAUGGCAAAUCCGUGGCGGUAACCUGGACCCCCGACAGGCACCACUGAUUGAUCCAGAGACCCCGUCCCCGAUCCCCGCGUGCUGCCUCAACAUUUAUCCCCAAAGCGCCUCAGCCAGUCUACUGAUCCAGGAGCCGGGAGGGCAUCCCCAGGAGCUCUGAUAGAGCAGACAGCCCUGUUGCAGGGAGGGGUCUGGACUGGCUGCUCCAGGGACAGAGACCAACUUUGAAGGCCCGUCCCUGGCUUUGAGAAUAGCCCCUCCUUGUGUCCGCCGGGCUGACAGGGACCCUGAGAGCCUGGGUGCCUGGCUGAAGGAGGAGGGGAGGCCUCACCAAGGAGCCGCACACCUGCGUUAGGGCCUGGGGUCCAGCAUUUGCUCUUUCUCUCCUGCAGUGUGGGCUCCCCUUCCCCCACUCUCACCCCCUGAAAACACUGUUGUCCAGGCUCUGAGGUCUUCUCUGCCCACCUUAGCCCUGACCACACGCAGGGCCAGGAGUUCUCAUGAGGUUUUCCAUGAGAUCAGAAGCCACCGUUGAAACCUGAGUUCCCGUGUUUACUUCUGAAAGGGACUCUGUCCUGUGCUGAAGGGCGGGUGGGGAAAGGGAAGUUGAGACCAUGACGUCAGGGGUUCCCUUUUAGGCUGCUGAGGACUCAGGCCACCCUGAUGGGGCUGGAGGCUGAGUGCCUGCACCCCAUGGUCAGCACCCUAUGGUCAGAGCAGGACCUGCAGGCCUCACCCUUCAGGAUCCCUGGUGGCAGCUCCUCAGCCCCAAUUGUCCCCAGGGUGAUCCUUGCCCCCCCACCUGAAGAGCCUCCUGUGGGUUGGCUUCCCCCAGGUGUGGUGACACGCUCCUCGGCAGAUGAAUGCUCUGGAGAAGCACACACAGCUCGUCCACAGAGGGGAAGCUGUGCUGCUCUGCCCACCGGGCCCUCCUGCACCUCUGCUGGGCGUGGCUCUGGGUGCUUGGGCCUGGCUCUAGUCGGGGGCACUGGGACAGCUCAGGGAGGGGGGCAGCAGGUCUGAAUGCACGUUUUCUGGCUCCUCCAGGCUGGGAGAACCUUCAAGGGACGGGGCAUCCAUAAUGGGGCUCCCCUCUGUGAGAAAGCAGCUGGGGGCAGCUGGCUCUCCUUCCACAGACUCUGUCAGUUCCCCAGCAGGACAUGGAUGAGGACAAUUCAGGGAGGACUUUGGAAGGUCUUGGUUGACCCUUGUGCUAUUUCAACCCUAUCACCAAUGUCUGUGCCAUUUUGUAUUUUAUAAUAAAAUUGAAAAGUCUUGUG